Messenger RNA from Candidula unifasciata, 167 nucleotides. NCBI's taxonomy places the organism in Eukaryota, Metazoa, Mollusca, Gastropoda, Stylommatophora, Geomitridae. The record is from the annotation of a GenBank genome assembly.
AUGCGAUAAACUUCAGUACAACCACAGCUUGCCAAGUGCAUCUGUUAUCAUUCCGUUCUACGAUGAGUGGCUGUCGGUGUUACUGAGAACCGUAUACAGCAUCAUUAACAGAUCACCGAGACAUCUGAUCAAGGAGAUCAUUCUAGUCGACGACGCCAGCACUUUAG